GCACCAUGGACGUGACGAGCGCACGGGCACGAGUCCUUCGUCUGGAUGUAGAUACUAAGUCGAUCGCUAAGAUAGUGAUGGUUUGUUUUUUGAUUCCACGACGCACACCAGGACCCUAUGCCUAUCAGAAAUUUUACGUGCUGGAUUGCACAAGCAAAACUGUAAUUUCGUAUCGUCCUUUCGUCGUCUCUGCUCUUUUCACGCGCAAGGCUAAGAGCUGCUUUUAUUUCAAUUUAGAAAAUUUUAAGUCUCCUCGACCUCGAUGAAGACCUUCCUUAUGCUUAUCUGAUUCUUAACCAGAAGCAGAAGGAGAAGCUAGCCAGAAGCAGAAGCUCCUCUCUGCAUUUGCUUCUACUACUUUCCUAUUCGUAUGCAAACAAGAGAACAUGUUGGCCCGCGUUCCCUCAUCCAACGAGCUUGUAAAGCUUGCAAACCUGACCAGCUGCACCUCGGCAUCGGAACAGGACGAUGAUGAGGACGACGCUACAUCGGAAUCAACUUUCACUUUGGUAUCGGACACCGAAGGGGUUGCCAGUCAUGAGGAAUUGCCUGGGCAGCCAUCACGAGCACGGUCAGGCUCUUCAUCAAAAAGCUUCACCUCCUUAGUAGAAAGCCCAAGCCGAAGACAUGCCAGUAGUGAGCAAAUCAUAAAGAGCAAACCCGUCGUCUCGGACCCAGGUGCGCUACGACGGUGUUCUUGUACUUUCCGGCAAGAGCUGGGCCACGAGCUUCUUGUAGUUGUCCACCGCCUCAUUAAUGUUUUCGAAACAGCCGCGCACUUCUACGUCAUUUGGGUCCUGUUCGGAGUAAUUUGCUUCGUGACGCAUUUGGGUGACGACCUGCCGGAGAUCGCGUUUUUGCUUCCGGGAGGGGGUGCAGCGUUGACCGACGACGGACGAGAUGCACAUGUUGAAGCGAGCAGAUUUCUUCCUGCUAAUCCGACGGAUGGUGGACCUCCAGGCGAUGUUCACGCUGGCGCAAGAAGACCGUCUGCACACGAUGUCCAAUAUCUGGAUCGGGCACCACAUCACCAAAUUCUCGACUACUUUUUCCACAACGUGCCCUACGCGCUUUUCUUUGUGUUCCCGCACUCGUUCCUGAAGCACACGCUUCGCCACAAACUCGGCCUGUUUUGGUACAACUUCCACGCAGCGGUGUCACUCCACGUCUUCCUCGCGAACUACAGAAAAUUGGAUGGACCCGUCUUUCAGUUGCUGGAACUUCCGAUUUCGAACGGGACACACCUCUGGCUGGUGCUCCCCGUCAUUGCAGCGUCGUUUUGGAUCUUUCUCAUGGACGAAAAAACGCAGUGGAUGCUGUUCCCGAAGGUGAGGGAGCAUGCUGGGGUUACCGGCUCGAUGCUGCAAAGGUGGGGAGUGUCAUCGUCCUCAGCCUCAGCACCAAGUGCCCCCUACGAUAAAACAAGGCUAGCAACUGGGCAGGCAGGGAGGUUGAUCUUCGAGAUGAACCUGAAUGAAGAAAACUUGGGGUGCAAGGCUUCACACGAAAAGUCGGCAGAGAACUGGCGUCAGGGCGAAGGCGAAGGCGACGGUAGCGCAAACACAUGUCAUCUUUCGACGGCCAGAGCUGGCGUUUCCGCAAGAACUUCCUGUAUUUCUGUCGGGCCACCAGCACGGCAAACCGCGACGACAUGUCCCUUUGCGUCACCGUUUUCUUCAGGCGAGAAAGAAACACGCCGUGAAAAGUCUGAUGGUGGCAGUGGCACUGCACGAGCAACUAGCACAACAAACAACAAACUCGACAUCAUUACCGCCAUGGCAGAGUCCGUUGUGCGCAGCCGGUUUGGCGUGUUGGGCUUCAUUUUGUUUUCUGGUCUGUCCAUCAUUCCGCGAAAAAUGACCGUGGACGACCUCAUCCUGCGAAUUUGCGCGGCAGUGUACCUGCGAAUUUUUUCCAAGGCCUUCCGCGCUUUCAGCCGCAAGAUCGCAAACACCCACCUGGUGAUUUGGAUGUUGCGGGGCACGCUGGUGCUGUUGACGGUUUUCUAUUGCGGAGCUAAAGUUAAUGCCAAUAUCGGCGCUCCUGCAGCUGCUUUAACGUCACCGAACCACACUUCUGUUUCAUCGGACUUCCACGCGUCUCAUUUACAUUUCUAUGACUUCGCCUUGGGAAAGGUCCAGCAUGAUGCUGCUGACUGGUCCUUCUCAUCUUUAUCCACAUUCAUGCGUAUCUAUCAUGAAUUCGACUUUGGUCACGACGUUCGCGUAGUUUCCCUUACAGGGCUUGGCAUCGCCACGGGGCUGCUUAUGAUCCGGCUGGACAAAAUACGAUAGGUCCUAUCCAUCGGAUACGAUGUUGGAUGUGAUGGACAGAGCAGAAGCUAGAGAUUGAUAUCGAAAUUUGACCGGUUUGGGUUUCCAUUCUUCACGAUAUUAUGACGCAAGGAACAACGUGUAGGAUUUGUGCCCACGAUUUCAGGAGAAGUUUGCUUUGCCUAUUGAUUUUUUUGUGCAGCCUUGUGUAGCAAUCGCCCCUUUUUGAAAAUGAAAUGAUGAAAACACGCGACUGUGUGCAGAACAAAGACGAGGAGAACGACAAAACAUUUACCGCUCCGGCAUAAAGUAAAGGCAAGCUGAAGCUUGCGCAAACAUGGAGUAUGAGCAGGA
Messenger RNA from Amoebophrya sp. A120, 2627 nucleotides. The record is from the annotation of a GenBank genome assembly. Lineage: Eukaryota; Dinophyceae; Syndiniales; Amoebophryaceae.